AUGGGGAGAUGUGUUAUAAAAAGCGAGGGACAACGUUCAAAGCCGGAGAUUAUUCAAACACAAAUGUGGUUUGGUGUCAUUGGCCGAGGCAAAAAAUCUUUCAACAAUCACCAAUGUUUGGAGGUUGUGAAGAAUUUUUUGAGAUUCAAAAUUAUUCCCACGAGUCUAAUCGUUGUGUUGAAUGCGACACUGCUCCAUGAUUCACCAACAUCGGAUUUGACGUUGGACUCGACAAUGAAUCAACACUCACCAAUCCGAAGAGAGUCAGGGCCUAUUGGGAAAAAUGUGGCUAAGGCCAAGAGAGGGAGCACUUAG
This is a messenger RNA of Prunus armeniaca (apricot), 315 nucleotides long. Lineage: Eukaryota; Viridiplantae; Streptophyta; Magnoliopsida; Rosales; Rosaceae. The record is from the annotation of a GenBank genome assembly.